This is a messenger RNA of Erpetoichthys calabaricus (reedfish), 3629 nucleotides long. It is a transcript of the gene crkl, whose product is annotated as v-crk avian sarcoma virus CT10 oncogene homolog-like. Bases 788 to 1693 code for a protein of 301 amino acids. Gene Ontology annotation, molecular function: protein binding. Gene Ontology annotation, biological process: positive regulation of ERK1 and ERK2 cascade. NCBI's taxonomy places the organism in Eukaryota, Metazoa, Chordata, Cladistia, Polypteriformes, Polypteridae. The record is from RefSeq and is a predicted model, not a curated record. The transcript is spliced from 3 exons.
GCGGACCCGCCCUCAGUCCGCCAUUUCUGAUUUCAAUCGGGUUAGGAGCAGGAUGAACUGAAUAUUAUCUGUUACGGAACUGGUUCUGUUUUUUUUUUUUUUAACUUAACCCCGAUACCAACUUUUUGGAAAAAAUAUUGCUUGUGAAAAGAAGAAUAUGCAAUUUUUCUUUUUAAAGUGUGAAUUGUAUUUCUAUCUGAAGACAUUUUCGCAGGCCGCCAUUUUCGCGUAGAAUCUUAAGUCUGUAUUGGAGCUAAAAAAAGAGCUUAUUAAUAAAUUGCUUCCUUAUUUAAACUUACAGUCAGUUAGCUUAGUAGUGGGAACGCAAUCGAGGUAGAUCUGGACAGAAGCAAUGUGCAACCUUUUUAAAGCAAUGGGGGCAGAUCUGGUUAAGUAAUCUAUAUUAUCCCCCGAUUAUAUUGUGCGCCGUGUUUCUGAAAUUAAGUCCACCAGCAGUGGAUGGUUCCCAAAAACAAGGGACGGUUAUAUGUGAAGGUCGCAAACUACGUCUUAUUAUUGCUUUUUUCUAAAACGUUAACACGAAUAUCUUGUGUAUGUGGCUUUAGGGGGACAGCAGAAUGAACUAAAGUGGAUUCCGGACAUUCUGGAAGAAACGUGCUGGCGAAGGAGAAUCUUAGGAAGUUUCGCUGUGUCACCGACCCUGAAAGUUGCUUGAAUUAAUUUUUUUUCCUGUUUUGUGAGGAGUAGCUCGGAGGGGUGAGCAGUCGCCCUGGAUCUUGAUGUUUUUAUAGAUCUUCAAGGGGUUGUCUGACACGCAAACAAGACCAUGUCAUCUGCGCGCUUCGAUUCCUCGGAUAGGUCCAGUUGGUAUUUUGGUCCUGUUUCUCGGCAAGAGGCCCAGAACCGAUUACAGGGACAGAGGCACGGCGUGUUUUUGGUCCGGGAUUCGUCAACAUGCCCUGGCGAUUAUGUGCUCUCUGUGUCAGAGAACUCUAAAGUGUCUCAUUAUAUCAUCAACUCGCUGCCCAACAAGAAGUUUAAAAUCGGUGAUCAGGAAUUUGAACACUUACCGGCCCUAUUGGAAUUCUACAAAAUACAUUAUUUGGAUACGACGACGUUGAUUGAACCAACGUCCAGGUACCCCAAUCCAAGUGUAAUAUCCAGCCCAGCACCUGUUAUGGGCCCACCAGAAGAGAAUUUGGAGUAUGUUAGGACUCUGUAUGAUUUCACUGGGAAUGAUGCAGAGGAUCUUCCCUUCAAAAAAGGAGAAAUCCUUGUAAUUUUAGAAAAACCUGAAGAGCAGUGGUGGAGUGCCCGCAACAAGGAAGGCCGAGCAGGCAUGAUUCCUGUGCCAUAUGUAGAGAAGCUUGUUAGACCUCAUCAGCAUCAGUUUCAUGGUAAUAGGAAUUCAAACAGCUAUGGUAUCCCUGAGCCUGCACAUGCCUAUGCUCAGCCACAGACACCUUCACCUCUGCCACCAAAUACACCAGGAGCUGUCAUAAAUCCUCUGCCUUCUACCAACAAUGGACCGGUCAUGGCUAAAGCUAUACAAAAACGAGUGCCAUGUGCAUAUGACAAGACAGCAUUGGCACUAGAGGUUGGAGACAUUGUAAAAGUAACAAGGAUGAACAUUAGCGGGCAGUGGGAAGGUGAAGUGAAUGGUCGAAGAGGUGUUUUUCCCUUUACUCACGUGAAAAUAAUUGAUCCCCAGAACCCAGAAGAUGGCGAAUGAUGAGAAUGUGGAGGUGCUAAUUUUAAAUGAACAGGGAUAACCUGUACUGUUGCCUGGCUUCGUUAUUUGAUGGUUCCCUGUAUCAUGCUCACACUGCACUUCUGUCUGCAGAAAAAGAAGAAAUAUAAUUAAUAUUAUCUGCUGCAAUAGCUGGGAUUUAUUUCUGACUUCUGAGCUCUGCCUAUAGACUGCGAUUAACCCCUUUUUCCUGUUUUGAUUUACUUAAAUGAAACUGAGUUUACCAAGAACUGUUUAUUUUAAAAUGUUUUAUGAGAAUGUCUUUUUGUUGGCUGUAAUGCUGAGCCAUAAAAUUGAUCUGCUGGGUUAUUUUGGAAUUAAGACUUCAAUCAGUAGUGUUUUUAAGAAGCACCUUUUAACUUUCUAUUAUGAAAAUCGAGACAUAAACGACUUACAAAGACUGGAAAAAAUUUCUCUCUUUGUAUCCCUUGUCUCUCAAUACAUCUCUCAUCUUACUCAGCACGCCACAAAGAAUCCAUAUAGAUAGGCAGGUGGCCAUAAAUCUGAUUAAAACUUACUGUAUUGUUGAGUUCAACAACGUUUAAUAUAGUCCAUUUUUGGCAUGGUUUCAGAUGUGCCUGAUGCAUAGUCACCCUCAUGAAUAGUGAGUAAAAUGCCAUAUAAUCCUGUUUACAUCCAUCGUUUCCUAAAGAAAGUCUGUCAAGUAUCGACAAAACAGCUUUAAAAUGUUCUGCAUUUUUGUAGGCUAUUUUAUCUUUGCAACAGUCUCAGUAAGGCUAGCUAAGUGUAACAUUUAUGUUGUAGUAGCAGCUUAAGAGAUGUAGGGUAGACAAAGAUAAUUAGAGAAAAUUAAAUUGCAUUAGUGCUUGGUGCAAAAAAUGUUGAAAGGGAAACACUUCAACAAUGUUUUCUUGGCUGAUAAUGGAUAUGAAAGAUGUCUGUAUGUAACUGAUUUUUCCUGCAUGCAUGUGUUAAUGUGUAGACAUCAAAGAAUACAUGGCACGGUGACUGGAAGCAAGAUAUUGCACAUUGUCAUUAGAACUGUAAUCUGUCAUUUGAAGAGUUGAAUAUUUUAUUUUACAACCUGUCAUCAUUCUUACCAAAGUUACAAUCUGUGUGUUUCUUUUGAGUUAUAGAACUACCUUAAGAAAGUGGGGGGGGGGGGGGGUGCCUAGAUUCUUACUUUAGUAGAUUUAUGACUGACAGCUUUAUUAAGCAUUUGCAGUCACAAGGUGGGGUUGUCAAAAUCUGCAAAUCUAGCCCAAUCACCUCAACUGUACUUUGUUUCUUUUUUUUGGAUCUUUUUGUAUUUCUUCCUUUUGUGAAAGUGUUUCCCUUUUAAAACAUUGUGCUACUACUUUUGUUUUAAAUGUACACAUAGCUCUAUAUUUUAGAGAGUUGUGUACAAGAAAUUUGUUUAAACGGGGAAAAGUGGCCUCUGCUGUGGCAUUCUUAGCAUUACUGUUCAAAAGUUGGAUACAAGCAGCACUUUUUGCCAUGUAAUUUGAUUAAAGCUUAUUUUGGUUCCUUUUAUAGAAUCUUUGGGAUGGUAGUUUCUCUUCCUGUGUUAAAUUAGGCUUGACUUUUAACCCUCUGAAUCUAAAAUAAUCAGAACUACUGGCCUUUAAUAUUUCAAGUUACAUAUAAACUACAUAAUAAAGGUAGUUGAAAACAUUUGCGAUACAAGUGAAAUUAGGGGUUAUGUGCAAGCUUAGAGUUUUUUUUUUUUUUGUUUUGUUUUGUUUUUUUUUUUAAAUUUAAUAACAGUAUUAAAGUUCUUGUAUUCAUUAUUUAGGGUACCUUUAAAGUGUCCAUGUAUUUUCUUAUUUUAUUAAACAAAUUAGUGCCUUUUAUUUUCUUAUGCCAUUUACACGUGUAACAUGUCACUUGGUUUAAACCAGUGCUGAAUGGACUCGUGAUGUACAGUGCAAGCAAAUAAAAUUUAAAUUGACACAAA